This is a messenger RNA of Spodoptera exigua (beet armyworm), 826 nucleotides long. Lineage: Eukaryota; Metazoa; Arthropoda; Insecta; Lepidoptera; Noctuidae. The record is from the annotation of a GenBank genome assembly.
CUAUUUGGAAAAUCAAUAUUAUUUUACACAUCCCUAUCAAUGUGUCAAAUGGUUUGACACCCAUAACCAUAGCACUCGUGUUAUUAUUUACUGGGACUAUUUGAUAGUGAACUUAAUAAACUAUAACUUUACACAAAGAUAAUAUUAAUAAUCCAAAGUUUCUGUAGGUUAUAAAACACACUAAAUUCCACCAAGAUGAGUUUGCGACCAGAAGAUCACCGUAGAAAAUGGGACAAAGACGAAUUCGAGAGAAUCGCUGCAGAUCGUUUAAAAGCUGAAAUAGAGGAAGAGGAACGAGCUAAGAAAAAAGCUCCACCUGUGAAAAGAGAACUUCUCAAACAACGAGACUACAAGGUUGACUUAGAUUCAAAGCUUGGCAAAAGUGUUGUGAUCACAAAGAAUACACCUACCUCACAGUCUGGAGGUUACUACUGCAAUGUCUGUGAUUGUGUUGUCAAAGAUUCUAUUAACUUUCUGGACCAUAUCAAUGGAAAGAAACAUCAGAGGAAUCUUGGCAUGUCCAUGAAGAUUGAAAGGAGUUCCUUAGAUCAGGUCAAAGCCCGGUUUGCAAUGAACAAACGUAAAUUAGAAGAGAAGAAACGUGAAUAUGAGCUCGACACUAGGCUAAGGGAGGCUGCGGAGGAAGAAGCAAGAAUCAAAGAGCAACGUCGUGAGAGACGUCGUGACAAGAAACGCAAGCUCAUGGAGUCUGAGGAACCGGAAGACAGCCCAGCACAAUCGGAACUUGCUCAAAUAAUGGGAUUUUCCGGUUUUGGAGGGUCCAAAAAAUAGUACAUACAUAGUGAUUUAAGGGUAUAUUAUAAUA